CUUAACGUGGGUUGGCUCUGUGAUUUGCAACUAAUUAUAUACUACAUAUAAUAUAUACCUAUUUGCAGAAGCCUACUGCAAUUGAGCUGAAUCCUAGAAAACAGGUUCCAUUCGGCCAUGGCGGCGACGGCGAGCAACGUGGUGGCGGUGCCCUACCCCGGCCGCGGCCACGUCAACGCCAUGAUCAACCUCUGCAAGCUCCUCGUCCGUUCCUCGCAGGGCAAUCUCCUCAUCACGUUUGUAGUCACCGAAGAAUGGUUAGGGUACUUACAAGAGACCGAGGAGAAGCUUCUUGCCACCAUUCGCUUCGCCACCAUCCCCAACGUAUUGCCGUCGGAGAUCGGUCGCGGCGCUGACAUGCUCAACUUCAUCACUUCUGUUCAGACGAAGAUGGAAGAGCCAUUCGAGAUGCUGCUCGACCGCCUCGACGCGCCGGUCAGUUUAAUCAUCGCCGAUACGUUCUUAAACUGGCCGGUCGAGUUAGGCGAUCGGAGGAAUAUCCCGGUGGCGCUGCUGUGGCCAAUGUCUACUUACGUUUUCUCGAUAUUAUACCAUUUUGAUCUACUCGUCCGCCAUGGCCAUUACCCUUUCGUGUUAUCUGAGAGAGGAGAAGAGCGAUUGGAUUACAUACCUGGAAUCCAAUCGAUUCGCCUCGCGGAUAUUCCGGCGCCGGCGCGUUUGGAGGAUUCACGCCUGCUCGAUCGGAUCCUUCCAGUUUUCCGUAAUGUAUCGAGGGCGAAAUACUUGCUGUUCAAUUGCAUCAACGAGCUCGAAUCCGAAGCCAUAGAUGCACUCAAGCAGGAACUCAAAUCACAAAUUUACACACUAGGCCCCAUAAUUCCUCACGUAAAUCUUCAGAAACCUUCUUCUUCCCCAAACACUUACUCCGACUGGUUAGACUCGCAACCUCGAAGCUCUGUCCUGUACCUCUCAUUAGGAAGCUACAUCUCUGUUUCGUCGGCUCAAAUGGACGAAAUCGCCGACGGUCUCCGGGAGAGCGGAGUGAGGUUCCUGUGGGUGGCGCGUGAAGAUGCGACGCGACUGCAGGAGAGAUGUGGAGACGCCGGAAAAGUCGUGCAGUGGUGCGAGCAACUGAGAGUGCUCUGCCACACCGCAAUCGGAGGAUUCUGGACGCACUGUGGGUGGAAUUCUACAGUGGAAGCGAUGUACGCCGGCGUGCCGAUGAUUGCUUUUCCUUUGAGCGCCGACCAGCCGACUAAUCGGAAACUUAUAGUGGAGGAUUGGAAGAUCGGGUGGGGAGCGGCGGGGGAAGGGAAGUUGCUGAGGAGCAGGGAGAUUUGCAGGCUUGUGAGGAAGUUGAUGGACAUGGAAGGCGGCGAGAGGAAGGAGAUGGUGGGGAGAGUUGCAGAGGUGCAGAAGGCGUGUUUGGCUGCGUUUUCCGAUGGAGGUUCUUCUACGGCCAAUCUUUCUGCUUUUCUCACUAGCCUCAGUGCAUAGAUUUGAAUCCGUGUAGUGAUAUGACCGUAAUUGUUAUAAUCACAAUCGCCAACGUUGAUUGUAUGACCAUUCCAUAAAUAA
This is a messenger RNA of Andrographis paniculata, 1539 nucleotides long. Its product is annotated as UDP-glycosyltransferase 87A2-like. The record is from RefSeq and is a predicted model, not a curated record. The transcript is spliced from 2 exons. Lineage: Eukaryota; Viridiplantae; Streptophyta; Magnoliopsida; Lamiales; Acanthaceae. The coding region runs from base 118 to 1458 and encodes 446 amino acids. Gene Ontology annotation, molecular function: UDP-glycosyltransferase activity.